UUCCUGUACACGUCGCUCAUACGGCGCUGCGCUCACCGGCCAGGAGACUGAACACGGACACAGACACGGACACGGACUAUGGAAACUUUAAUCGGCCUGCCGUUUGCUGUGUUAGAAUGUCCAAAUAUCAAGCUGAAGAAGCCGUCCUGGCUGCACAUGCCCUCUGCCAUGACUGUGUACGCCGUUGUGAUUGUGUCCUACUUUCUCAUCACUGGUGGUAUAAUCUAUGAUGUUAUUGUUGAGCCACCCAGUGUGGGAUCAAUGACUGAUGAACACGGUCACCAGAGACCUGUGGCAUUUUUGGCUUACAGGGUGAAUGGACAGUACAUCAUGGAGGGUCUGGCAUCCAGCUUCCUUUUCACCAUGGGUGGUCUCGGCUUCAUCAUUCUAGACCGCUCCAAUGCCCCAAAUAUUCCUAAACUCAACCGCUUCUUGCUACUUUUCAUUGGCUUUGUGAGCGUGCUGCUGAGCUUCUUCAUGGCCCGAGUGUUCAUGAGAAUGAAGCUGCCUGGUUAUCUCAUGGGUUAAAUCUGCGCAAGACCUUUUUCAUGUGGUGCACACCAGAGCCAGACACAGAAGGAUGACUUCAUAUGAACAGAAAAUUACCUUCUGGAUCAGUGUGAUGAUGAUUUUCUUUUUGUGUAUGUGUGUGCUUAAGAGAGAUUGGUGGGAAAAAAAAGUGUAGUUUGUCCCCAUCCCCAAAGGCUUCAGGUUUGUGGGUUAUUAGAUUUUGUUCAAAAUGUUCAUAUAAUGAUUGUUAAAGAAAGGCAUAUCUUGUAUUGGAGCUCUGUGCUAAACGAUCAAAACUGGUUUACAUAUGAAAUCAAUUACAUGCUUGUGUCACAGAAAGCUAGAAAAGGAUCUGGUUUGUGUGGGGUGGGUUUUUCUAUGUAAAGCUAAAAUAAAAGCUCUUUAUACAACCAA
This is a messenger RNA of Silurus meridionalis, 924 nucleotides long. It is a transcript of the gene ostc, whose product is annotated as oligosaccharyltransferase complex subunit. The record is from RefSeq and is a predicted model, not a curated record. The transcript is spliced from 4 exons. Bases 79 to 528 code for a protein of 149 amino acids. Gene Ontology annotation, cellular component: oligosaccharyltransferase complex. NCBI's taxonomy places the organism in Eukaryota, Metazoa, Chordata, Actinopteri, Siluriformes, Siluridae.